CUGCAGUGGACAUCUGCGCGUCACUAAAAAGUGUAGGAGUCGAGAAACUUCACGAAUGUAAAUAGCUAGCUUUCUGACAUAGCACAAUCUAUAAUUUGCUAUAUUACAAUAAGCUUUAAUAGCUGUAGUUGCUUUAUCUGAAGUAUAUUUCCAUUAUGCCUCGGAAGAAGCCAUUCAGCACCAAGCAGAAGAAGAAACAGCUUCAAGUGAAACGGGAGAGAAAGAGAGGUGACACAGGCUCAGGACCAAGUAGCCGCCAUGCCAGCAUGGAGAGAGGGAUGGACAGAGAGAGGCAGUCAGACACCUCAGACAGUGAGACCACCGACAUCAGGAGGUUGAACCAACAACCCUCCAGUAGGGAAGGCAGAUACGACCCCAACAGGUUCCGGCUGCACUUUGAAAAGGAGAGCAAAGAAGAGGUUGAAAGGAGGAAAAAGAUUGCCAGAGAGAAGAUUUUGGAGGAGGUGUCAGAGAAAGAUCUGGAAGUGAACGUUGACAAUCUGUACCCCACAGAGAGAGGUCUUGGUUUUCCACGGCGACCUCCCUGGAAUUAUGGGAUGUCGCGGGAGGAGUUGCUGAAAAAGGAAGAGAAGUCAUACAGAGAGUAUGUAAAUGACCUGCACUCCAGGAACCCCCCUGGAUCCCUCAGUCAUUUUGAGCACAACUUGGAGACAUGGAGGCAGUUGUGGAGAGUACUGGAGAUGUCAGAUAUUAUCCUGCUCAUCGUAGACAUCCGGCAUCCGGUGCUGCACUUCCCCCCGACCCUGUACCGCUACAUCACAGACGACCUGCAGAAGCAGGUGGUGCUGGUGCUGAACAAGGCCGACCUGUGCUCCCCUCCCCUGGUGUUGGCGUGGAAACACUACCUGUCCUCCCAGUUCCCCCUCCUCCACAUUGUGUGCUUCACCUCCCACCCUGGGCAGCCCUACAGCACAGUGCUUCAAAAGAAGCGCAUGAGGAAGAAGGGGGGCUGUGGGCAGGCGGGGGGGCCCUUCCACAUCCUGAGGGCGUGUCAGGAAAUCACAGCAGGAAGAGUGGACCUGUCCAGCUGGGAGAAGAAGAUCCAAAGAGAUUCCGUUGCCGAGCAACCGGGUGGGGAGCAGCCCGAUGACGGGUUGGAGUCUGUGCUGGUUGAGCACCAUAGCGAUGUCGCCAUGGAGAUGAGCGGCCCGACAAAGGAGCUGUAUAAAGAUGGGGUCCUUACGGUGGGCUGUAUAGGCUUCCCUAAUGUGGGGAAGUCGUCCGUUCUGAACAGUCUGGUGGGGAGGAAGGUGGUGAGCGUGUCUCGAACUCCCGGCCACACCAAAUACUUCCAGACCUAUUACCUCACCCCUACUGUCAAACUGUGCGACUGCCCCGGGUUGGUCUUCCCCUCUUGUGUCGACAAACAGUUACAGAUCCUGGCAGGUAUCUACCCUGUGUCUCAGCUCCAGGAGCCCUACAGCUCGGUGGGUUACCUGUGUGAGCGCACCCCCUUCCUGGAGGUGCUGAAGCUCAGGCACCCCAGCCUGGAGGACGUCAAGGCCCACGUGAACAUCCAGGAGAGCCAGCAGGGCCAGAGGGAGCUCCGAUGGACCGCCUGGGACGUAUGCGAGGCCUGGGCCGACAGGCGGGGAUAUAAGACAGCGAAGGCGGCGCGUAACGACGUGUACCGAGCCGCCAACAGCCUGCUGAGGCUGGCCGUUGAUGGCAGGCUGUGCAUGUGCCUCCGACCACCUGGCUACCACGAGCAGAAAGACCAGUGGGAGUCCCACCCAGACCUGGCCGAGAUCAUCGCCCUGCAGGGGCGGGCUGAAGAGGGGGGUGCUGAAGAGAAGGAGGAGGAGGAGGAAGGAGAGUCCAGCUCGGAGCCGGAGGAGGAGAGAGACAGGGACGCAGACGACGACGAGGACGGAGACGAUGAAGACGAGGGGCUGGGGCAGCCCAAGAGGAAGCCCGCGCCGCCCUCAAACCUCACGGUCAACAUGUUCAACGUCCUCAGAGAGAACGAGUGCGAGUGACGGAGUAGGGGGGAUGAGAGAAGGAUAGCCACCCCUUCAGUCGGCCUCUCUACCCCUAACGCGUUUUGCUUUCAUUCCUAUUUCCUUUCGUUGACUUGCGUUCCUUUUUCCACUCCUUCUGACCCCUCACACUCCUCCUGAACCGUCACCCUCUUUCAAUCUGUUUCCCCCUCCGUCUACACCCAUUGCCUUUUAAAAGCUUUGAGAUCGAUCCCACCCCCCCACCCCAACCACACACACAGUCAUUUUUAGUUUUCAGAGUAAUUUCUCUUCCCCACUCACUCGCCCAUCUGACCCCCAAAGUAUAACUUCUAGGAUUGACUCUUGGUUUGUUUUCACCCCUUACCCUGCAUGUAGAUCUUCAUAGAUGGGGUUUUUUCAACCUCCCUAGCAGCUGGGAAAAUCACGGUGUGACCAUUUAUUGGUUCUCCAUUUUCCGUUCAUUUACAAGUGACCUCAUAGCUGAGAUGCCAAAGGUCAACACAGAUCUUUUAGUCCGCAGCCUAAAGAAAGAGAUGAACCAGGACCAGACACUGAUGACGACGAUGCCAUUUAGUUCCAGAGCCAGAUGCAUAGUCCUGAAACCCCCCCAAUAUAUUAUGAUCAUCGUCAUCAUCACUGUCUUCAUCCGCCAUCUUGUUUCAGACCACGGCAUGACCUUGCUUUGGUGGAAGGUGGGGCGUGGCGUGGGGUUCGAAAGACACCCCGGGGCGUCCCUGCACAACUGGAACGGCUGAAGCUUCAUCACAGAUGUGCCAGUGGUUAACCCAGCAGGAGGAUUCCACUCCAUGUUUCAAUCAUCUGAAUGUUGUUCUUUUUUUUUUUUUGCAGGAUUGUUGCCUAGUGAGGGUUCUAGUCUACAUUUCUGUGGUUCUGUUAUUUAGUGUUCUCAUCUCCGAUUCAAUGAAGGAGGGGUGGGGGGGUGGUUGGGUGGGGGGUCCCGAUGUUCUGGACUAUUUGGGGUUGAACAUGUAGUGUUAUAACUACUACAGAGAACGUCAGAGACUCUAACCUGACUUCAUACAGUAGUGCAUUAUGUUAAGCUGUCAGUUGUAUUUACUGAUUGAUUGAUUGACUGACUGAACUACUUCAAGCCAGAGCCAUAAACCGAGACAGAGAUUGGCCACUGCAUUUUCACUCUAUGAAAAACAGAUUUAAAAAAUAUAUAUAUCAUAACAGCCAUGUUUGCACCUCAAAGCCAAUACAUAAAGUAGAGGAACUACAGUAUAGAAAACUGUAUGUCUAAACGCCUCAACUUGGCCUUUGACCUUUCGGUGGGCCGGUCCCUCUCCGCCCUGUCUCUGCUGUCACCCUGUAAGUGCUGUGUCAUAGCAACGCUGUGUGACCUCACACCCUGUGUAUGUUACAUGUCACACAGAGGGAACACCUUGCAGCAUAGUGCUGUUUUACCAUGUCAUACACCGGGGCGUACUGACAUCACUGGUCUCUACCCACGGUACGCUGGAAACACCAAUCAACACAAUUUCAGCUUCAAGUACAGCGGACAUAAGUGUGUUGCUAUAGUCUUUUGUGGAGUUGUUUAAGAAACAUGUUAAAAAGACUGACCUGUUAGCGAGUGAGAUUAGAGAGUGUGCGUGUGUGUGUUUGCGUGAGCGUGUUUGAGGUGUGUGUAUAUUGCUGCAUUCCUCAUUUCAUUCCGGCCAUUAUGCCUAAUGACAAUGAACUGAAUUGCUUCCUGCAAUAAAGAUGAACCCUUUGAACAAA
This is a messenger RNA of Osmerus eperlanus (European smelt), 3725 nucleotides long. RefSeq names its product guanine nucleotide binding protein-like 1 (gene gnl1). The record is from RefSeq and is a predicted model, not a curated record. Lineage: Eukaryota; Metazoa; Chordata; Actinopteri; Osmeriformes; Osmeridae. The transcript is spliced from 12 exons. Gene Ontology annotation, molecular function: GTP binding; GTPase activity. The coding region runs from base 156 to 2000 and encodes 614 amino acids.